UGCACAGCACCCACUGACUCCUCUCCACAGCACCCACAGCCACGGGACACGGACCACCGCCUCGUUCGCCGUUCGUUUCGUGAAUUAAACUCACCAGAACAGACCACUAUUUCAAAUUCAUUGCGCUGGACCCGGUUGGACAAAGACGCACCAGGCGGCUGCAUCAUUCCUCUGCAUCUGUUUCGCUCCUCUUACGCUGCUCUUUACGCUCCCAUCCCGAAGCUCCCGGUGACUGACCACUACUCAGCUGAGCGCGCAUUCUUGUACGGCUUGUUUUCCUGAUUGUUCCAAGAGCGCAGAGCUUUGGAGACAGUGUUCGGACUCUGGUUCGCGCUCCCGGGGAUCAGAGAAGGGGACCGAGCGUGGACUCUCACCCGGACUGGAAAUUAUUAAGCCCCCUCACAUCAGCGUGCCGCAUGGUGGGAAUUUCUACCUCCUUGCAGUAUCGCCCUGGGAAGCGCUCCACCAUGCCCGACUCUCCUGCGGACGUCAAAACACAAUCCAGGUUGACCCCUCCCACCAUGCCGCCUCCACCCAGCACACAGGGAGCACCCCGGAACAGCUCCUACACGCCAACUACACUAACCAAUGGAAGCAGCCACUCGCCCACAGCUCUGAAUGGUGCUCCCUCGCCCCCCAAUGGCUACAGUAACGGUCCAAGCUCCUCCUCUUCCUCCUCACUGGCCAAUCAGCAGCUGCCUCCAGCGUGUGGCGCCCGGCAGCUCAGCAAGCUGAAGCGCUUCCUCACCACCCUGCAGCAGUUUGGCAAUGACAUCUCACCCGAGAUAGGAGAGCGGGUGCGGACGCUAGUGCUAGGACUGGUGAAUUCCACGCUAACCAUUGAAGAAUUCCACUCCAAACUCCAAGAAGCCACCAACUUCCCUCUGCGACCGUUUGUCAUCCCCUUUCUGAAGGCCAACCUGCCACUGUUACAGAGGGAGUUGCUCCAUUGUGCACGCCUGGCCAAGCAGAACCCGGCCCAGUACCUGGCCCAGCACGAGCAGCUGCUGCUGGACACCAGCACCACAUCUCCUGUCGACUCCUCGGAGCUUCUGCUGGACGUCAACGAGAACGGCAAGAGGAGGACGCCUGACAGAAGUAAAGAGAAUGGUUUUGAGCGGGACAGCACCCUGCACCCAGACGUUCACCCCAGCAAAAGGCCGUGCACCAUUAGUCCGGCCCAGCGCUUUAGCCCCUCCAAUGGCCUGUCAUAUCAGCCCAAUGGCCUCCCCCACCCAGGGCCCCUCCCACCUCAGCACUACAGACUGGACGACAUGGCCAUCGCCCACCACUACCGGGACACGUACCGACACCCAGCCUCCAACCACAGGGAGAUCCGUGAGAGAGCCCGGCCCAUCGGGAUGCAUUCAGGCUCCAGGCAGGAGGAAGUGAUCGACCACAGGCUGACGGACCGAGAGUGGGCGGAGGAGUGGAAGCACCUUGACCAUGUAAGAAAACUGCUCAACUGCAUCAUGGACAUGGUGGAGAAGACGAGGCGUUCACUGACCGUCCUGCGCAGGUGUCAGGAGGCCGAUCGCGAGGAGCUCAACUACUGGAUCAGACGCUACAGUGACGCAGAGGAGCUCAAGAAGGGCGCCCCUAGUGGACAGUCCAGGCAGCAGAGUCCAGCAUCACAAGACAGCAACACAACAGAAAUCCUUUUGCAUCGGCCUGUGUCUGGUGGUUAUGUCCCUGAAGAAAUAUGGAAAAAAGCUGGUGCGGGUGGACUGACCUCUUCUGUGUCCUCCAUGUUUCCAGAGGAGGCGGUGAAUGAGGUGAAGAGACAGGCCAUGUCAGAGCUGCAGAAGGCUGUAUCUGAGGCAGAACGUAAAGCCCACGAGAUGAUCAGCAGCGAGAGAGCCAAGAUGGAGCGCACAGUCGCAGAGGCCAAGAGACAAGCCGCCGAAGACGCGUUGUCUAUCAUCAACCAGCAGGAGGACUCCAGUGAGAGUUGCUGGAACUGCGGGCGUAAGGCGAGUGAGACAUGCAGUGGUUGUAACACGGCGCGGUAUUGUGGCUCGUUCUGUCAGCACAAAGACUGGGAGAAGCACCACCAUGUGUGCGGACAGACCCUCCAGCAGCAGCAGGCACAGCAGCAGCAGGCUGGGGUCCCGGGCGCUGACACCCCAGCUCCCAUCAGCUCCUCCGCCUGCACCCCCAGCAGUGGGACAGGCAGCCCGGCCACCACCCCUCCAGCAGCCACCCCACGCUCCUCCACCCCCAGCACCCCAUCCUCCUCCGCCCUGGACGCCACACCGCGCUAACAGGCUAACAGCUAACAGAGCAGAAAGGCCCAGGGCAACACCACCAGCCCCUGUCCACACACAGCAUGACUGUCUAUAAAGCUCUGCAGGGAUGCUACGCUAAUGCGGCUAACAGACGGAGCCUGUCUAGUAGGCUACUAAAAGUAGGAUGAUGUCCAUAUUCAGGUCAUAUUGACUUACCAUUGACUCAAAACAAACAGAAGAUAUUCUUUGUUUUAAAUGAAUGAAUUAUUGUCGCUCUUUUAUUGUUACACUUGCUCUUGUUGUCUGUUGUACUCGUCGUUAACAUUAAUGUCAUUGUAGUUUAUCCUUCUUUCUUCUGUAAAUAUAAAGAGUUUAAACACAGACAGCCGACAUGUAUGUAUAUUGGAUCUACCCCUGUUUUAAGCAAUUUCUAUUUGCCAUUUCUAAGACUAUAUUAUUAGGUAUAUAUUCUACCUGCUGGACAUGGGAAGAGCCAACCUCAAGAAGCAAACCAAUGGACUAUUAGUGCUUAGCUGUAUACCAACAUUCUCUUAAGUAAAGUGCGAGUAUACCUACAGGAGGGGUGCCUGGAUAGAGGCUGGUCUGGCUCUGCGGCCCACAGACUGUCAUGGUGAGGCAGAUGUGCAGCAGAUUGCAGCCUGAGCCAGCUGUUAUUUCCUUCUCACUUGUAAUAAUAUCCAGGUCAGCGGGCUGGGAAAUACAAAUGCUCUCCCUGAAUGAUGUCAAAGGAAGGAUUCUUGGACAGGAGACAAACCUCUGCCCAGUGCACCUCUGAAGGACCAUGAACUCAGAAGGAAACAGGAAGUGAAGUCAUUGUCCCACCACUGAGCGUCUUAGACUGUGGGGUCACAGAGACAACAGAUGGUGGGACUGGACCAAACUCACAAACAGUGAACAUACAAACUUCAGCCUGGUCUCAUCUAACUCACUUUUCUGUCAGUGUUUCAGAUUAUGUCUUGUGGUGUCACCAAUGGUUAUUUAUUGUAGCCUAUAUGUUGGGCAGUUGUGACAAUGCAUAAUACUUUUUCUCUUUUCUCACAAUGCUUACUUUGACCUGUGCAAGAAAAGAUUCACAUUUUUAAAAUGAGUUUUUAAUGCAACCCAAGCGAUAGUGGUAGAUUUGUCAUAGGCUUUCCAUCAGACUUGGGGAGAGCUGUGUCUCAGAGCUGCUAAGUGAUCUUGUCUGAGAGAUAGCAUGUUGCGGGGGAAUGCUAAUUGUUUGUGUUGGGGCCAUCUCACGUAUUUGCACUGUCACAAAGACAUCAGCAUGCUUCUCCUCAGUUGUGUUGUAUUAAGCCAUAACUCAGUGUAGAUAAGUUCUGGGUCGAGAAGCUGGAUAAUGUACACGGCCCAACACUUAUCCAUAUUAUUUUCUGUACAUUACCAAGGUGUCCAUAUUUGUUAUAUUUGUUACAAACAGUGCAUGCACAUUACCAAUCAUUUGAUAAAUGUUUGUUAUUUUUUAGAAAAAAUAUCAGAAAACAACAAAAAAAUAACAAAAGAAAAAAAAAUACAACAAACAUGUUUUCCAAAUGCAGAGGUGUAGACUCCAAUUGACAGCUUUAACACUGCAAAGCACCAGGUACAGUUUUAUCAAACAAAAAACACCUGAACAAAGCACCAGGUACACACAGUUUUAUCAAACAAGAAACACCUGAACAGCCAAAGACUGACACCAAGGACCAAAAUCCAGAUUUCAACCAAGUCCAAAAGAGGUUUGUUCUCUCAAACAAGGCUAUUUAUUUGUAAUGUUUAAUGGCAUUUUAUUUGAAUCCUCUCUGUAGAGAGUGGCACUCGGCUGACACAGUGAAAAGAGAAAGUGCUUCUGCAGCAGUGCCCCAGAGCAAUAAUAACCAAAGGGGCAGUGGGGGUGCUCUCCAGCCCUGUAGAUGGAUUUCCUCAUCAGCACGUGCAGACCAGUGCCCAUUGCAGCUUUAAGCAGUUCUGUUUAUAUUCUAUUGGACACGAAUGUGUGUGCCGUCUGCAGUUACUGUAUAUUUAUUUAUGUCAGAGUAUGUCAUUUUCCCGUUGGGUGAAAAAGGGGGUUUUAUGUUGUAAACAUUGAAUAGGUGAAGCAAACCUCUGAAAGCAGCAGAAGACGCACUUAGGCCACACUGCACAGAGCACACAGCCAAACUCCUUGGUGCUACAAACGCGUUAUAAUUCUGACCUCAGAAGCAUGGAGGCCCGAAAGGUCCUGGUAGUUUGUCCUGGAACACUUCCUAUGACUCUGUUCUCUCCCAACUCCAAUGUCCAUCUGCAUUUAACUGAAGGGACAACCCAUCCAAAAAGGUGUGUGACACCCUAGGGACUCCUCAAAAGCUGUGAACAAACAGCCAAGCUGUUGUAACAGUGAAGUAAACAAUGAUUCAUGUGUGUACUCGUCAUAAUCAGGGGCAGACCUGAGCUAAAAGAGAAAAACUCUAAUGUACAUUGUCAGUAACUCUUCUGAAGCUCUACUUUUCAUUUCUUCCCUCCUCUUUGUGUGUUUUGCUACAAAUUCCUCGGUGGCAAACCAGCUCACUCUACCUCUACAGCCGAUAGAGCAUCAGUGGCAGCACUGAUCCUGGUUGAGUCGAAACCAAAUGGGCACAAGAGAACAGGAAAUAAACCCAAAGUUUAAGCUCAUACAGCUGCAAAACCAUAUCAUACUUGCAGACCUCAAGAAUAUGAAGCGUAAAUGAAUACGAAAUCAAUGAAAAGGAUUCACUUUUGUUAUGUUCCUUAAUGCCUAUGGCAUUUAUAGAGAUCAAUGAUGUUGUUAUAACAGAUUUUAAAAUUGUGCAAAAUUUAAGAGGUGUUUGUUGAUUCAUACUGCGAUGAUAGUAAAGACCACAAAUGUAGUUUCUCUGUUUUUUCUCCUGGUCCCCGCUCCUCUCUCCUCUCUGUUGUGAACUGAAAAGAGAGACAGUGAAGCUUGUACAAACCAGAGGUAUUUGAGGCAUGCUUUUUCACAACAGGGAUUGUAUGAUUUCAGUUUGGAAAAGUCUGGGGCCGCAGGUGAACUUCAAAAGGCCGUAGCAUUUGGGGAAAGUGAGUUGAUCUAGGGGUGGGAGGGGUUUUGCAUUCUGUUAAGAAUUUAUUGUGAAAAGCUCACAUAAUUUGAAGUUGUUGUGCAAUAUAUUGAGACGUGGAUCCACAGGUUAGUGGUAGGCUGACACCAGGCGGUCUGUCAUCGCCUUGUGUCAGUGUGCUCGAGAGCUUUCAGUCUACUAUGUCAGAACUGUGGUUUCCUGUUGACUUGAUUUCUUUUGUUUUGUUUUUUGUUUUUUUUUGGGCUGUAAACUAUGGUCUGUCAGUCUGUGAAAUUUUGCAGUAUAAUUCUGGUAUUGUUGUUCUCU
Molecule: messenger RNA, 5590 nt
Organism: Periophthalmus magnuspinnatus
Lineage: Eukaryota; Metazoa; Chordata; Actinopteri; Gobiiformes; Gobiidae
Gene: runx1t1
Product: RUNX1 partner transcriptional co-repressor 1
Exons: 11
Coding region: 417-2264 (615 amino acids)
Biological process (GO): negative regulation of DNA-templated transcription; DNA-templated transcription
Cellular component (GO): nucleus
Molecular function (GO): transcription corepressor activity
Source: RefSeq, a predicted model, not a curated record